Messenger RNA from Naegleria lovaniensis, 1485 nucleotides. RefSeq lists its product as uncharacterized. The transcript is spliced from 6 exons. Bases 1 to 1485 code for a protein of 494 amino acids. The record is from RefSeq and is a predicted model, not a curated record. NCBI's taxonomy places the organism in Eukaryota, Heterolobosea, Eutetramitea, Acrasida, Naegleriidae. Gene Ontology annotation, biological process: charged-tRNA amino acid modification. Gene Ontology annotation, cellular component: cytoplasm. Gene Ontology annotation, molecular function: tRNA adenosine(64)-2'-O-ribosylphosphate transferase activity.
AUGUUACAAUUUCCGUCAUCAUCACCUAUGGUUGAUGAUAAAAGUAUUUAUAGGCUGAGCCGCAAAUUGAAACAAAACACUCAAAAUAUUUAUGCACGUCUGAAAUCAAUAACGGAGGAUUCGGAAUUUGUGGAGACAGUGUUUCGGUUAUAUCCUACUGUUCCAAAAUACGCAAAUCUGCGCUGUGGGUUAUGGUAUCAUGCUAAUUUCGAUUCAACAUGUUACUUUAAAUCAACAGAUGGACAUACCUAUCAUUGGUCCUUUUCACUGAGCCGACUUAAUUUACACGUUCUUAAAACAGCGCUCACUUCUCACUGUAUCAUGAUUGUGGACUCUACAAGAAAAGGAAAAUUAUUUCCGGACAGCUUCUCUAAAACUGUUCCAAUAUGGUGCUGUGUGAUGAAUCGAGUAUUACAACUACUCAAGUAUGGAAGUAUGAGCUCAGAAUUAAAAUUACCCACAUGGGUUCACGAUACCGAAAGAGUUCAAAUCGAAGAACGAAUGCCUGAAUGGAUUGACACAUUGUUGAAGAGUGGAAUUGAUUUUACGGAAUUUGUGAAAUUGUAUGAAAAACCUCUUCAAUGUGUGUGGAUUUCAAGGAGAACAGAUCUCGAUUUUGUGGAUUCAUCAUUUAGUACGGACGAACUUGAUUUCAUUCCUGUGUUUUUAGUUAGUGUUAGUGAUCCGGAUCAUCCAAUUAAAACAACAAGUUGGGAGUAUAUUCAAGGGGCAGGUGAUGAUCAUGAAACUUGGUCUUUGGGAUUAACACCUCAACUAUUUUGGGAAUUUAAAGAUGCAAUACUGUCACCCACGGUUCACAACGGGGAAGAGUGUGAGCAAGUGAUUCGAGAAAUUCUUGCGAACCAUAGAAAACAAUCUUCCGUUUCUAACAUGCAGCAUUUAUAUGAUUCUUCAUCCAUCUCUCUGUUACACAUUUCAAAACAUGGUGAUGACGAAGCUUCCCUUAAUCCAAUACUACCAAGCACAAAAUUGAACUCUUGCCCUUUAAGUAUUGGACAUUUUUCAAAUUUUGAGAAAAUUGAGAUGUUAAAUACAUACUUCGAAUCUCACUUGAAAGAAACUUCUAGAUUUAUUUGCUGUCAUGAUUACACUCAAGAAUUUUCAUGUGGAAAAGCGUUUUCAAUAAUGGAUAACAAGAAAAAUAAGAGAGGUCUUGAAGAUGAAUUGGCAAGUGUCCUACAAUAUUCUGAAACUCAAUUAGCAUCAGGAAAGGAGUUGUACAUUUUAGGAAGAACAGGUAAAAACGAAGAAAUUGCAAUCGUCAUUGCUAUUUUGUGUAGCAUGUUCACUGAAAAUUAUGAGUUUAUUCAUGACAAGACAUCUCGAGAAGAAACAAUGCGUAAUUUCACUAACAUUGACAAACAAUUUAUUAAGAAGAAGCUCAUGUUCAUUCAAUCGUUUGUUCAUGAUGCAUCACCUUCACGAAACUUAAUAAAGGGUCUCAAUAGAUAUUUUCUUUCUUAA